UCAAGGUUAGACAUAAGGGCAGAGAAUGGCAGUGGCUCAUCCAUGCCCCCAGAAAAAGUGGCAAGAAUGGAGGACAGAGGUGGGGGAAAGCAGUAAUCCAUGGAUGGAAAGGGUUAACAGCUGCGCGGAGGAAGAAGAGGACCUGGGGGAGGAAGGUGAGGAUUCUAGUGGUGAAGACGAGGAUAUAGGAGAGGAAGGAGAUGAAUGGAAGUUUCAAAGAGAGCAAGAAGCAACAACCGUAGAUGAAGAAGAGGAUGAAGAUUCAGGAAAAGAGGACAAGUGCCUGCAAAAGUGGAAAGAAGAUUUGAAAAAUGAAGUCAGAAGAAAACUUCAACUUGAAGAAAAGGUGGAGAGCGAGGAAGAGGAUAACUGCAUGCAGAGAUGGAAGGAAGACUUGAAAAAUGAAGUCAGGAGAAUACUUCAACUUCAAGAAAAGGUGGAGAUAGAGGAAGAAGAUAAAGGAAUGGGUGACAGAAAGAAAGAUGAAGAAGAUGAAGAUCCAAGAGAAGAGCUGCUCCAGAAAGAGGAAGGUAACCAGGAAGUCUAUCAGCAAGAAUGUGAACAAAAUAGUUUGUAUUGUCUAGAGGAAUCGGAAGGAAGAGGAUUUCAGGGUUACGACUUUUGGCAAAACCAGGACAAUAAAGAAAAAGAAGAUGUAAGUUACAAAGAGGAGGAUGAACGUUCUAUGAAGUCAUUUAAGAGUAAAGAUCAGGAAGAAGAAAGUGAGAAUGAAGAUGAGGGUAAAGGUCUGUGCACAAAUGAAAACUUUGAAGGCUUGACAGCUGAGGACAGCUAUGAAGGAGAAGAGCAAAGUGAAAAGGUGGCAGAGGAUGAAGAGUCGCUCGCUGGAUCUUGGACAUCUCCAGAGGACUUUGACGGUAAUCAAGAGGAAGAGGAGGAAAGUGAUGGUGAAGAAGAUGAAGAAGAAGAAAAAACUUACUCCAAAGAGGAUCACUCCACAAAGAUGUUCCUCACCUUGAAGGAGUUCAGAGAUGCCUCCAUUCUCACAGACCUGAGUUUGCACACAGCAGAUGGGUGGAGCCUCCAAGUGCACUCUAUUGUCCUGGCGGCGGUCAGCUCCCUAAUCUGGAGACAACUGAACAGAAGAAACGAUGAAAUAUCCAUCAGAUGUAGAGAGGUUGAGGUGAAUGAUGAAGAUUAUAAGUGGUCAGUGGCUCUUGGUCCAGAGGUGGAUCAUGUCGGCUUGCAGGCAGUUGUGGACUUUGCUUACACCGGACACACACCCCUCUUGAACAAGCAGAACCUGGAGCAGAUAAAGGCUGCGGCUCUAGCACUUGGUGCGGGUUGGAUGUUGGAUCUUUGCGUCAAAGAAGAACAGCUGUCCAGGAAAACAGAUGGAAACCAGAAAGAUGGCAGUCUCUCUGCUGCACAGCAAUUGGUGAUGAACCUUGAGUCGAUUGAACUGCUGUGGGAGGAAGGCGUUGGCUGCGAUGUGACGCUGGAAGCUCGUGGUGGGUCACUACAGGUCCACAGAGUCAUGUUGGCUGCGAACAGUGACUUCUUCCGUGGGAUGUUCACCCUGGACAUGAAGGAGUCCCAUCAGCCGUGUGUGAAGCUCCCCUACCUCUCGGAGACAGAGCUGGAGCUCAUCAUCGGCAGCUCCUACACCGGGGUUCUCUCUCUCAGCUGGAGUUGUGUCUUUGAGAUCACCAGCACAUCUCUGCAGCUCCAGUACCAGCCUGCCCUGGCCUUGUGUUUCAUCUUCCUGCAACAGGAGCUAAACCCUGACACCUGCCUGGAUGUGGUGUCCUUUGCUCAAGCUUACCAAAUCCCUGAUCUCCUUGAAAUUGCUGACGAUUUCGUGUUGAGGCAAUUUCAAAAGGUAGCGUGCACAUCAAAAUUCAAGGACUUGCCAGCCAGGCAGCUCCUGGGGUACCUGAACAGUCUGUCCCUCUGUGUGCCAUCUGAGCUCGUCGUGUUCGAAGCAGUGGUCACGUGGAUCCUCGCGCAGCCCAGGAAAAGGCUCAGACUGGCAAAGGAGCUCAUGAAAACUGUCAACUUCCCCCUGAUGACAUUCAAGGAGUUCAAAGAGGUCCGCUAUCAGAACUUGUGGUCCGAUCACAACUUGACUGAGCUGUAUGAAGCAAUCUAUGAAGACUUCUGCUCCAACAAUACGCCUCUGCAGAACCAGUGCCGCAUCUAUCUGCCUAAAGAGAGUGUGGUUCUGAUAGGAGGUGACCACAUCUCUCCAGACAUGGCGAGCCGCAGCAUCAGCAGACAACUGUGGUUUGGAAAUUCACUGAGGAACCACACAGGAGUGAAGAAAGCCAUGGAGUGGAGACAUCUGGGAGAGAUGCCAGAGACAGCCAGGUUUGGUCAUGAGGUGGCUGUGCUUCACGGACUACUGUAUGUUUUCGGAGGCAAGAAGUACUAUGGCACUGGUGACACCUUGAACUCUGUUUACAGGUAUGAUCCGCUGCAAAAUGUCUGGCAGUGCAUUCGGGAGAUGCAGGAGAGAAGAUGCUCAUUCUCCGUGGUGGUUCUGGAUGAAAAAAUGUACGCCAUCGGCGGUCAUUGUGAGCUUUAUCACAUGGACAGUGUUGAGUGUUACUGUCCAACCACAAACUCCUGGAGCCUCAGCCGGCCCUUGGAUCUGCCUCUGAGCGGUCAUGUAGCACGAGUUUGCCAAGAUCAGAUCAUCGUCACAGGCGGGAGAAACAACGAAUCCCUGUGCCUCGCCUCCACAUUUGUGUACCACCCACAGACAGGAAGCUCACCUCUGGCUAACCUGACCCAACCUCGCGCUCACCACUGCAUGGAGGUCCUGGGGGAACGUCUGUACGUAGCCGGUGGAAUCAGCUCGCAUGACAGCACGACUACAACAGAUCUGCUGACGUGUGAAGUGUACAGUCCCGCAGCUGACUCCUGGACAGCCUUCUGCUCUCUACCGGUGCCGCACGUGGGAGCAGGCAGUGCAGUUUUGGAGGGAAAGUUUUACAUACUGGGCGGAUACAGUCAGGAGGACUUCAGUGACACCACCAUCGUCCAUCGCUACGACCCCCACACACAGAGGUGGGAGAACAUGGGCAAAAUGCCCGGGCCAAACAAUGAUCUGAGGGCCUCCGUGCUGUGUUUGCCACAGCAUUUUCGAAUGUAAAACGUCAACACAGAGGACUCAGGAAUGAUGUUAUCUAAAAAACAAUGUUUUCUCUACAAAUACUCAUGUUUUUGUGAAUAAAUGAAACAUUUUGAUGAAA
Oryzias latipes (Japanese medaka) is the source of this 3218-nucleotide messenger RNA. Its product is annotated as kelch-like protein 33. The record is from RefSeq and is a predicted model, not a curated record. Gene Ontology annotation, molecular function: protein binding. NCBI's taxonomy places the organism in Eukaryota, Metazoa, Chordata, Actinopteri, Beloniformes, Adrianichthyidae.